AUGACGACGCCAACGACGUAUGCCAUAACAGGAUAUAACGGAAGCGCGAUGAUGAUGAUCGGGGAUAAAGAAGAGGAUUUCAUUCGUGAGCAACAGAAGCGGAUACUGAAACGAGCGAAGCUGAAACUGCUGGUGAUUUCUUCCUUGAUGACGGCUGGAUUGUUUGCACAGUUAAUAUUGAUAAGAUUGCUUCGGAAGAAGUUGCGAGAAUGGAAUGAAACGAUUCUCCUGGUACAGGCAGGAUUCUUAGAUGUGGAAGAAAAACCCAAGGAGGUAAAGCCUAUGGGCAAGAGGAAAAAGAAAACAAAGCGUAGAAAAACCAAAGCUCGCCGCAGGCGGUCAGAUGAGAAAAUGAGAAAACGCAGAAGUAAAGAACGUAGUGGCAGUAAGGCUAGUGCAGAAGCCAUUCGCAGUAAGGACAGAUCGCUCUUCAAACUUAAAGAUGAUAUUGAUGACUUGUACAACUUUUUCGAUAGAAAAUCAGCUGAGAAGUCUGAGGAGCGUGUGAAGAGCUUAUCGAAAGAGAAGGAUAAAAGGAAAGAUUUCUCAUCAGAUUCCAAGGAAUCUAAAUCGGCCGAUUCCAAAGAAGAUGUGGUCAAACCAAAAGGCUCACUGGAAUCAAAAUCUCAAGAUUCUUUGAAAGAAUUAGGAAAAAAGAGAAAAUCAAAAGAGGAAAUAGCUACGAAAUCAGCGGAAAAGCUGGAAAAGUCAGCCGAGAAGUCAGCGGAGAAAUUAGCGGAGAAGUCUUUGGAUAAGUCAGCGGAAAAGUCGGCGGACAAGUCAGCGGAUUCCAAAGACAAAUAA
Molecule: messenger RNA, 804 nt
Organism: Haemonchus placei
Lineage: Eukaryota; Metazoa; Nematoda; Chromadorea; Rhabditida; Trichostrongylidae
Source: the annotation of a GenBank genome assembly